Messenger RNA from Pelobates fuscus (common spadefoot toad), 831 nucleotides. RefSeq names its product acrosin-like. Gene Ontology annotation, biological process: acrosome reaction; proteolysis. Gene Ontology annotation, molecular function: serine-type endopeptidase activity. NCBI's taxonomy places the organism in Eukaryota, Metazoa, Chordata, Amphibia, Anura, Pelobatidae. The record is from RefSeq and is a predicted model, not a curated record. The transcript has 4 exons.
AUGCGCAUUGUGGGCGGAGUAGAUGCCCAGCCUGGGGCGUGGCCAUGGUUGGUAAGCAUUCAAGUUCCCUCCAAAAGCGCUCAUCGUCACUCUUGUGGAGGUGUAUUAGUGAAUCAACAUUGGGUCCUGACUGCAGCUCAUUGCUUCAAAACCAUGAAAAGGUAAGAAAAGAUCAGAAAAUGGAGAAUUAUUCUGGGAGGUUAUAUGCUUUCAGAACUCAUAGAAGAUGAAGUUCAAAUUCGAUCAAUCCAGUGCUAUGUGCAGCAUGAGAAGUACAAUCCACGCACAGAGGCUUAUGACCUGGCUCUGAUAGAACUUAACAAACCAGUUAAAUACACUGACUUUGUCCAGCCUGCCUGCCUGCCAAGUAGCACUGUGGAUAUCAGCACCUUACACCCAUGCUAUAUAAGUGGCUGGGGAAUCACUCAGGAGAAUUCUAUACAGACAGCAGAUAUUCUACAGGAGGCCAAAGUAAAUCAGAUUGACUUAGACACAUGUAACAGUUCUCGUUGGUAUGAUGGCGCAAUCAAAAACUUUAACUUGUGUGCAGGGUAUGAGGAGGGAGGCAUUGACAGUUGUCAGGGUGACAGUGGGGGACCGCUUAUGUGUAAGGAUGAACAAAGUAGUACAUAUUAUGUAAUUGGUAUAACAAGCUGGGGUCAGGGUUGUGCCAAUGCACAAAAACCAGGAGUAUACACCAAUACUAAGUACUGCUUGGACUGGAUCACGAGAAAACUUGGCAAAUCUUCAAGCGUGAAAAGGACGCAUGGUAAAUCAUCUCAUAAAAAGAAAGCUCCACACAAAAAAGCAGGUUCAUCUUGGGCUCCAUGA